Papaver somniferum (opium poppy) is the source of this 2808-nucleotide messenger RNA. RefSeq lists its product as uncharacterized. Lineage: Eukaryota; Viridiplantae; Streptophyta; Magnoliopsida; Ranunculales; Papaveraceae. The transcript is spliced from 5 exons. Bases 1 to 2808 code for a protein of 935 amino acids. The record is from RefSeq and is a predicted model, not a curated record.
AUGAGAGAACAGGAGCAUCGUGAGAAAGGAGCACAAAUUGAAAGAGAAGCAGAUGCAGAACGACGACGAGCACUAAAGGGAAAGGGAAAAUAUAUUACUGAAGAGAAUCCUCCAUGCAAACGGAUGCGCCCGAGUGGUAUACAGAUUAGAGAAAGCGAGGCUGUACCACAUGAGCAUGAAGAUGCAGAGUCAUAUGAAGAGUCGGCUGUAUUACAUAGGAGAGUUGGUAGCACAUCAGACGCUCAAAACACUGAAAUGACGUCUAUUAAUGUUAGAGAAGAUGAUGGGGUGUCGGAUACUUACGAAAUUGACGAAGUAGAUUAUGACACUGACGAAUUACAUGAUCCAAAAACUUUUAUCAAUCAAGUAGUUGUUGUUGCUACCGAUGUACGUGAUUUUCUGGGACAAAUGGAUGUCAAAUGUCAGCACUGCUGGGCAUUGCGCUGGAUGGCAGAAAAACUUACAAAUUCAUCUUUAAUAAACCUAAAAUUUGGGUCAUGUUGUCUCCAAGGCAAAGUUUGCCUACCGUCACUGCGUGAACCACCGGUAGCCAUCAGAGAAUUGUUUGACGGAACCGACGCCGAAUCAAUUUAUUUUCGGAAAUAUAUUCGAGAGUAUAAUACAACUAAUGCGUUUACUAGCCUUGGAUGCAAAUUAGAUACAAUAGAUUUGAAAGGGAGAGGUCCGAGACCUUUCUCAAUACAUGGGGAGUUGAGACAUUUAACCGGAGGUGUUCUACCAGCUCCUAGGACUGAGAGGAUGGCGGUUUACUCCCAACUGUACAUCUAUGAUCCAGCCUUUUCAUUGUUUGUCCGUGGCGAAAGAAAUCCUCAUUUAAAUAUGAAUGUCCUACAGAAAAUUCAGAAUACUAUGAUCCAAUUCAAUGUUUUUUAUACCAAGUAUCGUCAGGUUUAUGCAAUUUUAGACCAGAUGAGUCCGGCCGACCAGAAUAUCGGAGUUUCACUUCAAUAUAACAAGUCGACUGAUAGUAGGCGUUAUAAUCUUCCGACAACAGAUGAGAUUGCGGUUAUCGUUCCAGAAAAUACUUAUAAGGAGACUGGGGUGCAAGAUAUUAUAUUGCAUUUGAGAGAAAACAACGGAUUGAAACAAAUUUCGGAGUGUCAUCCGGCAUACUUGCCUUUAGAUUAUGUUUUACUAUUUCCUUUUGGUGAGCUGGGAUGGUCACCAACAAUGAGGCAAUGGGAUGAAGUCACCAAAACCUAUACGAAAACAAAAUUAUCUCAAAUGGAGUAUUACAGUUACCGCAUAUUUGAACGUGCAGAAGAAUAUUCAACCAUCUUAAGAGCCGGAAAACUAUUUCAAGAGUUCUUAGUUGAUGCAUGGGCUGCUACAGAGCAAAAUAUGACAAAUGCGGAUUUAAAUCCGGGUGAUAGAGGUAAUCCUGUUACUUUACCAUCUUCACACACUGGAAGCGGGAGGAAUAUGUACGAGAUAUACCAGGAUUCGAUGGCUAUUACAUGUUUUCAUCACCAUCCAGAUAUUUUUCUUACAAUGACUACAAACCCAAAUUGGCCAGAAAUAAAAAAUGCACUUUUACCCAAUCAGAGUGUCACUGAUCGUCCUGAUUUGGUAGCUCGACUUUUUGAGCUGAAAAGAAAAGCAUUGAUGAAAGAAAUAAAGGAAAAAAAGGUGUUCGGCACGGUGGUCGCCCAUGUUUAUACCAUCGAGUUUCAAAAACGUGGGCUACCACAUAUGCAUGCUCUUAUAUUUUUGAAAGAUUCGGAAAAAAUUUGUACGGCAGAUAUGGUUGAUAAAUUUUUUUCGGAUGAAUUUCCUAAUGAGAUAGAUGACUCAAUAUUGUUUGAUACCGUAAGCAAAUGUAUGGUUCAUGGUCCAUGUGGAGAGCGAGAUCCAUAUGCAGCGUGUAUGGAAAAAGGAAAAUGUACAAAAGGAUAUCCUAAGAAGUACACCGACACAACAACUUUGGACGAGGGUGGGUAUCCGAGUUAUCGUCGUCGUCGGGAUGGAAUAGAAGUAACUGUCAGAAACAACAAAAAGGAGUAUAAUAUAUAUGUUGUACCCUAUAACCCGCAUCUGUCAAGAAUGUUCAAUUGCCACAUCAAUGUGGAAAUAUGUGCAGGAAUAAGAGCUGUAAAAUAUAUUAACAAAUACAUUUACAAAGGUGGUGACCGAGCUACGAUGGUUUUGGGAGAACAUGACGAGAUUCAACAAUAUAUUGAUGCGAGGUAUAUUGGACCACAUGAGGCUGUAUGGCGUUUGAUUGAGUACCACUUGCAUGAAGAAUAUCCUGCUGUACAACGGUUGGCAAUUCAUUUACAGAAUAGGCAACGGGUUGUUUAUAACACAAGGCAAUCAAUGACCUCGGUUAUACGAACAGCACAGGAACAUAGGACGACUUUGAUGGGUUAUUUUGAAUAUUAUGCUAAAAAUCCUAAUGCUCCGGCAUAUACUUAUCAACAGUUCCCGCAAAACUUUGUAUGGUGUAAAAGGGUUAAACAGUGGAAAAUUAGACAACAAGGAUUUGCAAUUGGAAGAAUGUAUUUUGUUAGCCCUAACGCUGGAGAGUUGUACUACUUACGUAUGUUACUCACAACUGUUAGAGGUGCUAAUUCUUUUGAAGACUUGAAGAUUGUAAGUAACGGAGACGUAGACGAGGUGCACAAUACGUUUCAAGAUGCAUGUAUUGCACUUGGGAUUUUAGCACAUGAUGGAGAAUCGGAAAAAUGUCUUCAAGAAGCAGUGGUUAUGCAAACUGGAAAUCAGCUGAGGAAACUAUUUUGUAUUAUCCUAUCGCAAUGUAAUCCAUCAAGACCGGAGGUGUUGUAG